CUGUUAUCUUCAUUUACUACUUGCCAUAUACGUAAGGUCGCUCGGGGUUCAGUUAUGGAGGCGCACUCUCUUGCUAUAGCUGCUAGGCGUAGGGAUUUACUUUUUCAUAUCUUUUAGUUUUCUUUUGUUGUUCCCUUUGUCAAAAAAAAAAAAAAAAAUACUAGUCCCUCGAAAAUCAAAUUCCAAAAAAAAACCUUGUACUCUUGGAAAGUACGUUUUCUAGCCAAGACCAGACCAAAGCAGGAAAGCCAAGACGUGAAAGUGAAAUUGGUGCACCAACUCAAAGAGCUUCGCAUUAAUCGCAACAAUGGACUCCAUUACCCAAAACCCAUCAACUCAAACCGAUGAUGCUGAUGAAGAUCCACUUCUUAAAGCUUCAAUGGCGACUCUUAAUCUUUACAAAAUUAGGGACACUUUUUACCCCAAAAACCCAGAUGACAAAAUUUCCAAAUUGCAGCAGGAUUCUCAGUAUUGUCUCAACUUGCUUGAUUCUAUACCACCUGAGUUCAGGAAAUCUGCAAUUCAGCGUGCAACUUAUGAACAUUUGAAAGGAAAAGUAUUGGACGUUUUUCCAGACUACAGGAAGGAGGCUGAAGAUCAUCUUUCAAAAGCAGUUAAGUUGAACCCAUCUCUCACAGAUGCCUGGCUAUCCCUAGGGAAUUGCUUUUGGAAGAAAGGAGAAUUAGUAUCAGCGAAAAACUGUUUUCAUCGUGCAUUAAGUAAGGGUCCAGACAAAAAUGUAUUAUGUCAGUUGUCGAUGCUGGAAAGGAAAAUGGCUCAAGAUAGUGACAACAAAGCAGAGCUUGUUGAUGAGAGUAUCCGGCAUGCUAAGGAAGCUAUAGCUUUGGACGUGGCUGAUGGAAAUUCCUGGUAUAAUCUUGGGAAUGCAUGUCUUACAAGCUUUUUUGCAUCGGGAGCCUGGGAUCAUUCAAAACUUUGUCAAUCGUUAAAAGCAUACCAAAAUGCCGAGAAAGAUGAAAUGAUGAAGGGCAAUCCAGAUCUGUAUUUCAACUGUGCCACAGUGAACAAGUAUCUCGAGAACUACGACAAGGCACUGAAUGGAUUUGAAGCAGCUUGUAAAAUUGACCCUGCUCUAAAUGCUUCUGGAGAAAUCCAGAAAAUGGUCGGUCUCCUUGACAAAUUGGAGAGCUUACUAAAGGGACAUAUUAAAGCUAAGCGUCUGGCUUCUCUUGUGUCCUCUCUAGUUCCUGUUGAAGCAAAUCUGUCAUACAAAAAGGCCACUAUAGAUCUUCUGUUUGAAGGUCUGAACAAGUCAACAGCAGUUACUGGCAAAGUGCUUUUCUAUGUUAAACACGAUAAUGUUGCACCACUAUAUUAUGUAGCAUGUGAUUCGAAUCAGAUGUGUUUUGUCCUUUCAGUGUAUGGGAUACAGGACAAUGUGAUCAGGGAGGGAGAUCAAAUAACGUUGCUGGAACCUUGGUUCAAGAAUGUCAAUUUUUCUUGGAAAGGAAAACAUUAUUCGUUUAAGUCUAUUCGCGCUGAUUUCAAAGAGCAAGUGAUGGUGAAUGGUAAAGCACUGUCAGCAAAUCAAGCAAUAAGUACAUCAUUCUAUGCACAGCAUAAGCCCACUUAACCUCACCAGGUCGUUGCGAUUUUGAGUAUAUAUCUGCAACUACAUGAGAAGGGGUGCAUUAUAGCUCUCUUAGUGACUUGUAAUUUUGUACAUUGUGUAAACUAGCCAAAAUCAUUUAGCAUAAUCCAAAUAUAGGUUUACUCCAGCGUUUCCCUGUGGUUAUUGUUUUCAUUUUAUGUGUUCAUAUUCUAAUUGGACAUUUGUAUAAAGUUUUGAUGUGCUCUGUGUGAUAAAGUGAAGACAUAUGAAUGAAUAGAUGAAAUAUGACAAUUAAUUAAUUGAUGC
Chenopodium quinoa (quinoa) is the source of this 1879-nucleotide messenger RNA. Its product is annotated as tetratricopeptide repeat protein 5-like. Gene Ontology annotation, molecular function: protein binding. The record is from RefSeq and is a predicted model, not a curated record. Lineage: Eukaryota; Viridiplantae; Streptophyta; Magnoliopsida; Caryophyllales; Amaranthaceae.